Molecule: messenger RNA, 477 nt
Organism: Brugia malayi
Lineage: Eukaryota; Metazoa; Nematoda; Chromadorea; Rhabditida; Onchocercidae
Gene: Bma-pat-2.2
Exons: 3
Coding region: 1-477 (158 amino acids)
Biological process (GO): cell-cell adhesion; integrin-mediated signaling pathway; cell adhesion mediated by integrin
Cellular component (GO): integrin complex; external side of plasma membrane
Molecular function (GO): integrin binding
Source: RefSeq, a predicted model, not a curated record
AUGGAUAAUUGCACACAUAUUGAAUGUGAUAUUCGUCGACUUAAUGAGGAUGAAUUUGUCCUGGUGGAAAUUUAUGCUCGUUUAGCUGUAAAUACUUUAAUUGAUAAUAAUAUUUAUGAAGCAGAUAUCUCAUCAAUUGGUAUAGCUAAAAUAUCAGCAUUACCAAGUGCGCCACGUUAUAAUCCACCAGCGCAACUUGUUGCGGUAACAACAGAUGUAAAUCCAACAGAUCCAGAACAAGCGAAACGUGGUGUACCAUGGUGGUUAUAUUUAAUUGCAAUUCUUAUUGGAUUAGUCAUUUUGGCGCUUCUUAUCCUAUGUCUUUGGAGGUGUGGCUUCUUUAAACGUCAUAGACCACCAACUGAACAAGCUACUUACAAUACAAAUGCCAAAAAUAUGGAUAUGUAUGCAGAUAGUCAAGUACGAUUUGCUCAUCCUCAUAUGUACUCAGAGGAGCGACACGGUAUUCGAGUAUAA